Molecule: messenger RNA, 4390 nt
Organism: Neltuma alba
Lineage: Eukaryota; Viridiplantae; Streptophyta; Magnoliopsida; Fabales; Fabaceae
Product: indole-3-acetaldehyde oxidase
Exons: 10
Coding region: 66-4160 (1364 amino acids)
Molecular function (GO): oxidoreductase activity; FAD binding; iron ion binding
Source: RefSeq, a predicted model, not a curated record
CGUGAGGACAGUACGGUCUUCCCCGAAGGCCGUUCAUUUCUGGGCUUUUUGGGCUUAUCUGAGAAAUGAAGGAGAACGGAGAAACAACGGCAACUCUGGUUUUUGCUGUGAAUGGAGAGAGGUUUGAGCUCUCAAGUGUUGACCCAUCAACCACCGUGCUUGAGUUCUUGCGUGCUCAGACUCCGUUCAAGAGCGUCAAGCUCGGCUGUGGCGAAGGUGGUUGUGGUGCUUGUCUUGUUUUAAUAUCCAAAUACAAUCAUGUGCUCGAUCAAGUUGAGGAUUUCACAGCAAGUUCUUGUCUCACACUACUUUGCAGCAUACAUGGAUGCUCCAUAACUACAAGUGAAGGCCUUGGAAACAGUAAAGAUGGAUUCCAUCCAAUUCAAGAGAGAAUUGCAGGAUUCCAUGCUACUCAAUGCGGAUUUUGCACUCCUGGAAUGUGUGUAUCCCUUUUUGGAACUCUUGUUAAUGCUGAGAAAACCAAUCGUCCCAAGCCUCCUCCAGGUUUCUCGAAAGCCACAGCUGCUGAGGCUGAAAGGGCCAUUUGUGGGAACCUUUGUCGCUGUACUGGCUACCGACCGCUUUCUGACGCUUGCAAAAGUUUUGGUGCUGAUGUUGAUUUGGAGGACUUAGGGUUAAACUCUUUUUGGAGAAAAGGAGAAAGCGAUGAUGUAAAGAGAAGUAGGUUGCCUAAAUAUGAUGAUCAGCACAAGAAGACUAAAUUUCUAGAGUUUUUGAAGGAGAUCAAUCCUGAUGUGUUCACGGCUUCUGGAAAACAUAGUUGGCUCAGUCCUACUAGUCUAAAAGAGCUUCAAGGCCUAUUGGAAACAAACAAUAACGCUGGAACCAAGAUAAAGAUCGUUGUCAGUAAUACAGGAAUGGGUUAUUACAAAGAUGUAGAAAGCUAUGACAAGUACAUUAAUCUGAAGGGAAUUUCUGAGCUCUCAGAAAUAAAAAAAGAUGAGACAGGGAUUGAAAUUGGAACGACAGUGACUAUAUUUAAGGUUAUUGAAGCUUUAAAACCAAAGAGCGGAUGUGAGUUUCUCUCUGACUUUGAUAUGAUACUUGAAAAAAUUGCUAAUCAUAUGAGUAAAGUAGCCUCAGGGUUUAUAAGGAACACAGCCAGUAUAGGUGGCAAUCUGGUGAUGGCUCAGAAGUAUCAUUUUCCUUCAGAUAUAGCUACAAUACUUCUAGCCGUGGAUACAAUGGUUCAUAUAAUGAAUGGCACAAAUUUUGAAUGGCUUACAAUGCAAGAGUUUUUGGAAAGGCCACCAUUAUGUUUGGAAAGUGUGCUUUUACGCAUUAAAAUUCCUAGUUGGGAAUCCAAUAAAAGUGAUCCUGAAAAUCGCAAAAGGAAAAUUCUCUUUGAAACCUUUCGAGCUGCUCCUCGACCGCUUGGAAAUGCACUAGCUUAUAUAAAUGGAGCUUUGUUAGUUGAGGUUUCUCAAGGCAAAGAUACAAAAGGGACUUUGAUAGAUAAUUGCAGGCUUUCUUUUGGUGCUUACGGGACCAAACAUGCAAUAAGAGCAACAAAAGUUGAGGAGCUACUAGUAGGAAAGUUAUUAAGUGUUGGUGUCAUGCAUGAAGCUAUCAACAUGCUCCCAGCUAUUAUUGUACCUGAAGAAGGAACUUCAAGAAUUGCUUAUCGGUUAAGCUUGGCAGCUGGUUUUCUCUUUAAGUUCUUGAGCCCUUUGAUUGACCAUUGUGAUCAAAAUUUAAAUAAUUACUCAAAUACAUCUACUAGUUCGUCAUUCUUUAGGGCUUUAGGCAUAGAAGAGAAUAUUGGGCAAGUCCAUCAUGAUAAAGGUUCUACUUUCCUGUCAUCCGGAAAGCAAGAUAUUCAAGUAGAUGAUGAGUACCAACCCAUUGGUGAGCCAAUAAAAAAGGCAGGGGCCGUCAUACAAGCUUCAGGCGAGGCUGUGUAUGUGGAUGACAUUCCUUCACCAACAAAUACCCUACAUGGAGCAUAUAUUUAUAGUACAAAACCUCUAGCAAGGGUAAAGAGUAUAAAGCUACAAAAGCUAGAUGGAGUGAGGGCAAUCAUUUCAAGUAAAGACAUCCCUGAUGGUGGGGAAAAUGUUGGGUCUGUUUCUACAUUUGGUGUUGAUCCCUUAUUUGCAGAUGAGAUUGCUAGAUGUAUUGGUGAUCAUAUUGCUUUUGUGGUUGCAGAUACUCAGAAACUUGCAGAUGUGGCUGCAAACUCUGCCAUUGUUGAGUAUGAUUGUGAGAAUCUUGAAAAACCUAUUCUAUCUGUUGAAGAGGCUGUUCAAAGAUCUAGUCUUUUUCAAGUUCCUCCUACGUACCAACCACAAGAAGUUGGUGAUAUAACAAAAGGAAUGGCUGAAGCAGAUCAUAAGAUUCUUUUUGUUGAGAUCAAAAUUGUGUCACAAUACUUCUUCUAUAUGGAGACACAAGCUGCACUUGCUGUACCAGAUGAAGACAAUAGCUUGACGGUGUACACUUCAAAUCAAGGGCCAGAGAGUGCACAUACCACUAUUGCAAGAUGCUUAAAUAUUCCUGAGAAUAAUGUUCGUGCAAUCACAAGAAGGGCAGGUGGUGGUUUUGGUGGAAAGUUCACAAAAGCUAAUCCUGUUGCUACAUCAUGCGCACUUGCAGCACACAAAUUACGCUGCCCUGUCAGGACAUAUAUGAAUCGUAAGACAGAUAUGAUAACGGCGGGAGGAAGGCAUCCUAUGAAGAUAACCUAUAAUGUGGGAUUUAAGAGUAAUGGGAAGAUUACUGCUUUAGAACUUGAGAUAUUGAUAGAUGCAGGAAUAUAUGAGGAUGUAUCUAUAGUAAUGCCAAAUUAUGUAAUUGGUGCACUUAAGAAAUAUGACUGGGGUGUUCUAUCUUUUGAUGUGAAAUUAUGCAAAACUAAUCUUCCUAGUAGAACUUCAAUGAGAGCCCCUGGGAAUCUUCAGGGAUCAUAUAUUGCUGAAGCUAUAAUAGAACAUGUGGCAUCUACACUUUCAAUAGAUGUAGAUUCUGUGAGAAGCAUUAAUCUCCACACAUACCAAAGUCUCUGCACUUUUUACCCGAGUUCUGCAGGUCAGCCUACUGAGUAUACCCUAGUUUCUAUAUGGGAUAAGUUAGCUAUUUCUGCAAGGUAUGACCAGAGGAGAGAAAUGGUGGAAGACUUUAAUAGGAACAACAUCUGGAAAAAAAGAGGUAUAUCUCGUGUGCCUGUUGUGUUUGAAGUAACUAUGAGCCAAUCACCAGCAAGAACAAGUAUUUUAAAGGAUGGGUCCGUUGUUGUUGAAGUUGGAGGGAUUGAAAUUGGUCAAGGUCUCUGGACCAAGGCGAAGCAAAUGGCUGCAUAUGCACUUAGUUUAAUACAAUGUGAUGGAUCUCAAGACCUAUUAGAUAAAGUACGUGUCAUACAAUCUGAUACGUUGAGCAUGAUUCAAGGAGGGACCACUUAUGGUAGUACUACAUCUGAGUCAAGCUGUGAAGCAGUUAGGCUUAGCUGCAAUGUCUUGGUUGAGAGGCUAAAGCCAUUCAAGGAAAAGUUGCAAAAGGAUAUGGGUUCUGUCGAUUGGAACACACUUAUUUCUCAGGCACACUUACAAAGUGUGAACUUAUCAGCAACUUCAUUUUAUAAUCCUAACAGUGCAACCAGCACGUACCUCAAUUAUGGUGUUGCAGUGGGUGAGGUGGAAGUAGAUCUUCUCACAGGAGAAACCACUAUUAUGCAAACAGAUAUUAUCUAUGAUUGUGGAAAGAGUCUCAACCCUGCUGUAGAUUUGGGACAGAUUGAAGGAGCAUUUGUGCAAGGGUUAGGGUUUUUCAUGUUUGAAGAAUACGAAAUAAAUCAUGAAGGAUUAGUGUUAGUAGAUGGAACAUGGAAUUACAAAAUCCCCACAUUGGACACAAUAACUAAACAGUUCAAUGUUGAAAUUCUCAACAGUGGACAUCACAAGUAUCGUGUUCUGUCUUCUAAAGCUUCCGGUGAGCCACCACUACUUUUAGCAGCUGUGGUUCAUUGCGCAACAAGAGCAGCAAUCAAAGAAGCCAGAAGACAACUUGCUUCAUGGAGCAACUCAGAUGAACUUGACAAACCAUUCCAAUUGGAUGCGCCAGCAACUAUGCCUGUGGUAAAGGAACUCUGUGGAUUGGACAUUGUGGAAAGAUACUUGAAAUGGAAGAUGGGCAAAAUAUGAAAGGAGUUUAAUAUCUUGGAAAUAAAUUGCUGUGUGUGUUUCAUGUUUGGAUGCUUAAGAAAUAUGUACUAGUUUGUCAAAAUGUUGUGUUUAACAGUUCUAUCUUCUUAUGAACUAUAUUUUCAAGAUGAUUUCAUUUGUAUCUUAGGUCAUAUAGAAGCACUAUGUGAGAUGUAUUUGGAAAACUCUCUUUUUUUCAGCUGUUUCUUGUGUAGUAAAUGAAAUUUGAA